Mycena citricolor is the source of this 509-nucleotide messenger RNA. NCBI's taxonomy places the organism in Eukaryota, Fungi, Basidiomycota, Agaricomycetes, Agaricales, Mycenaceae. The record is from the annotation of a GenBank genome assembly.
CCACCACCAUAAUUCGCGAUCAAAAGAUGCCGGCUCUCUCCGUUUGUCAUUCCGUCUUCUUCCGUCGCUAUAUGAUGUCAUUCGUAUGUAUCUCGCCGCACUCAUGCUAAGUCAUUGUUGAUGACCAGUCUCAGUAUACAUAAUACUUUAACCACAGAUAAAGCCCGGUCAUCAAAUGGUGGAAGGCUCGCACGAUCUUGAAAUUUGGCCCGCACAUCAACCUGAAGCUCGGAACACCAUUCGUGCAAUGCUCAAGGAGGGAACGCACAUUGUGCAUGGUGUACCAGUGUACGACUGAGACGACUAAGAAGGCAGACUCAUGGCACCAGAGGUCUACAUGUCUAAACUGCGGGGUGCGACUGUGAUGCUGACAAUGAACCUAUCUCACAUCACCUUCCAAUCAAAGAAGGAAGAUUUGGUAUCUGCCGACAUUGUCAAAAUGCGCAUAAUAGCUAACCAAUCUACUGCGCCGAGCCCCUUGAAGCAUGGGAAGCUGGCACUGCAUGACA